Messenger RNA from Dichotomopilus funicola, 2118 nucleotides. RefSeq lists its product as uncharacterized. The coding region runs from base 1 to 2118 and encodes 705 amino acids. The transcript is spliced from 3 exons. NCBI's taxonomy places the organism in Eukaryota, Fungi, Ascomycota, Sordariomycetes, Sordariales, Chaetomiaceae. The record is from RefSeq and is a predicted model, not a curated record.
AUGACUGAAAAUAUCACCAACACGAGUUGGUUUCGCUCGUUUGCUCGCUCUGGCAGUGGUGGCAAUCAUAACAACAAUGCCACCACCGGGGCCAGUAACACGACGACGACAAAACAACCCCAAUCAUUUCAACCACCCAGUCUCCAGACCCGACACACCUUCCACCGCGUCCCAACACCCAUCUCAACUCCGGUGGAAUCCCCCACAACUGACUCACCUCCCACUCGCCGUCCCAAUAAUGCCCAACACCAUCCCCAAGGCCACCAUCACCGCAAAUCUGCAGGCGCCACUCUCCGCACCGUCUCGAGCUUCCUAAGCCUCAAGAAUGGAAGCCACGGGUCCGGCGGCAAAAUCGGCCGCGGUCGUGGCCGGACUUCGUCGUCAGCUGAUGCGGAUUUGAAGAGGGCUGAUUUGGGCCUGGGGCAGGAAGGUGGGGAAACCGAGGUAAAGCGCGAGAAGGCGAAACGACGGGGACGAGAGGAGGAACGGCAACGGGAGAGAAGGGCGUCGGAGGAAGCCGCGGCAUUACUGAUUCACGCGCCCGCAUCUUUGUCGAUGCUGCCGUUGACGGAUGUGGAUUAUGCUUCCUCAUCCGUCUUGGGCUUGGAGAAGAGCAUCUACGGGGCAUACGGGGCAAGGAACAGAAGCGGGAGUGGUGGAGGUGUUGCCAGCCCCGCGGGUGUUGACAGGGAGAAGGAGAUGGUGGAUCAGGGGACGUGGCAUAAUCCGAAUCUAAUGCAAAUGGCUGAAAUGUUAAGCAGCGUAAUGGGGAGGAUGAGCAGUAGCGAUCGGUUGGAUCCUAGAUAUCACUCAUGCGUACUAUCGCUCAUUGAGGGUUUCUACCAGCUCACGCGGAAACUUCGCGAAACCGAGGAGAAACUAGACGAAUUACAAGACCUGCGAGAGAGGGAGCUCGACGAGUUCCGUGGCAUGACGGAGGAGUGGAUGGAGACCGGCGAAGCCUACAAGGCAGAGGUCAAACGGCUAGAACUCGCGCUGGCUAAGGAAAGCAAGGACGGGAUGGCCAGCGUUGCUCUCGCGCGCAAUGGAAGCCUGGUCGACCGAAUUGGGAGCAAAAGGUUUCAUGCGCGACUCAAGCAAUUGAACAAUGUUCAAAUUCAAGAUAUCAACAAAAGUAAAAAGCCGACACCCGCCGCACAAGAGCAACCGGAUUAUGUGGCGAUGACAGGUUCCAUGCCUAGAAUUCUUGACCGUCAAAACGAUAUCGAGCUAAGCCGUAUGUUGGAAUUGCGCGAGCUUGAAGAGAGGCAAGCUCAUCAAAAACGUCAAGGGGGCCGACUACGUGCGCCUCCUGUCUUCAUCCACGGACACGGCGCCCCUGAAUCCCAACACAUGUUUGAGGAGACACCCAGAGCCCAGCAGCUUUCGUUCUUAGAUAUGAAUCAAGGUGCCUUGGAUAAUACGAUGCGGGAGGAUGUUGCGGGGGACUGUGUUCCCCAAGCCCGCCACGUACCGCAAAACUCACUGUCAUCGUUAUCAACCGAUAACGAGUCGAUUUCAUCCUCCUCAUCUUCCUCAUCGGACUCGGACGCUGGGCAGUCACGCGGGCCUUUUAGGUUAUUUGGCAAAACGAGAGGCAAGCCGGAGAAGACGAACCGAAAACAGUCCAGCCUGUCAGAUCCGACUGGCUUACCACACAGCAGCACAGGAAAAGUUAAGGGCGGGAUGUCACGUCUAAUGAUGAGGAGUGAACGAUUCUCGAACCAAGAGUCUUCACUAGAACCUCCGCCCAGUAACAAAGACCGGCGCCGGCGCUACUCGUUUGAGAAGGGUGGUGAUGACCUCCUCACCGUAACUUCACCUACGUUUGGCCCUGAAGUCUCCAGGCCAUGCGCAUCCUCAGCUGGAGAAGGGGCCACCAACUCAUCCGAAGCUAAGGCGUCUACACGAGCCAAACCUGGCCUUAGAGUAAUCAUACCCGGCCGCUGUGACUAUGAACCCUCAAGGACGCCGUUGUCUGACGCGGGCUCGAGCUCAGUUAGCCACUCGACCUCUAUGAACACCGUCAGAUGGGUUGGUGAAGGUGGAAAUGACAGUGAUAUUGCGGCCAGCCCUUACGAGGUUGAUGAGCAAGGAAGGACGGGAAGCAGGAAUUGA